AUGACAUUGACGGAUGCUAUUUUCAUAUCUCUGCCCGCUGAGGGAGAUCGUUCUAAGGCUUAUGUCGAUCUCACUGAUGGCAUUAAUGUGGGCUCGGAUGUGAUCAAAAUUACGGAAACUUUAGAUAAAUUAGUUAUCUUACAAGAACGUUACAAGGCACUCGAAGUCGCUACCGAAAGCGCCAUACGCAAAUUUGUCCAAUAUAUGGCCGAUAUGUUGGAGGAACAACGCAAGAGGUUGGAAGAAAAUCUUGUCGUUAAUGGAUCUCCUGCAAAGGAGUAUGUAACCAAUUUCGAUUGGGAUUCGGCUAAAUUUCCUCCGAAUGAGACACUACAGCUUUUACUGGAGAGGGCUAAUUCGAUUGUUGGCAGGAUUGAAAAUGAAUUUCGCAAUCGAACGUCAAUGUACAAUACCCUAUGCAACUCAGUACAAACCAUGGAAAGAAAGCAAAUUGGUAGUCUUCUCACUCGAAAUCUGGUCGAUAUCGUUAAUAAAGAUCAAUUUGUACUUGAUUCCGAAUAUCUUGUCACGUCUCUAGUUGUGGUCCCACGACAUGCUUACCAGGAGUGGGAGAAUACUUACGAAACCUUGGUAGAUAUGGUGGUCCCCAGAUCAUCUGAGCUGCUUUAUGAAGACCAAGAGUAUGGGCUUUGGACUGUUACCCUCUUCCAAAAGAUGCUUAGUGAUUUCGCUCAACGUGCAAGAGAAAAGAAAUUUAUUGUUCGAGAUUUCACUUACAAACAAGAGGUUGUAGAAGGUGAAAAGUCGGAAUUAGAUAUAGCUCGGGCUGAAAAAAGGAAAAUUUUUCCGGCCCUAUUUCGAUUUUUGAAAAUUAAUUUUGGCGAGUUGUUCAUCACUUUGAUGCAUGUUAAAGGCCUUAAACUCUUUGUCGAGUCUAUUAUGAGGUACGGUUUUCCUGUUGAUUUCUUGACUGCGGUUAUUGUUGUACCUCGUAAAAACGUUAAAAAGCUUCGCGACACCCUUAUGCUUAAAUACCAUCAUUUGGACUCACUUGCCGCAAGGAAAUCGAAAGACGAUGAUAUCUUGUUGGCUGGCGUGGCUAACGAUGAUGAAUACUAUCCUUAUGUCUCCAUUACUCUGGAGAUUGAUGUGGAGCCACACUGA
Messenger RNA from Rodentolepis nana, 1125 nucleotides. NCBI's taxonomy places the organism in Eukaryota, Metazoa, Platyhelminthes, Cestoda, Cyclophyllidea, Hymenolepididae. The record is from the annotation of a GenBank genome assembly.